GCGGCUCGGGGAAAAGUGUGGAGGCUGGUGAUCCGUGGAGUCGGUGCACUGAGUCGGUGUGAAUCACCUGGAAAUGACACCAGGCUACAUCACGUGUCGGGGCGUGUAAAAGAUCUGGAGAGAAGAAAGACUAUUUAUUUUCAGUUUAGUUGUGAAAAAAAGGAUCAGGCGUAAAUCCAGGUGUUGAAGGUGUCAGUCUGAUCCGGUGUGUGAUCCGGUGUGUGAUCUGAUCGGUUCUUCUUCUGAGCUCAAGUCUGAGUCCAUCAGAGGCUCACUGAGGGGGUGUGUUGCCCUAAAAAAUAGUCAGUUUGCGAAGAAGACCUAGUUGACUCUUUUUCUAACACAAAGACCUGACGGAUUUCAUACACAUCAGUUAUAUUUGCAGAUGGUUUUUUUGAGCCUGUCCUGAGCCUACUGUCUGGUCCAGCCUGCUGAGAGAGAGAGAGAGAGGGUAGGGCACAACAUGGCAGCUGUGAAGACCCAGGCUGGACCGGGGGCCAUGCAGUCAGCAACAGGGCGAAAAAAGGAAAGCCUGGUCAGACAUUGUGCUCAGAAGAACACAGAUGUACAGAAACACCGGCAGAAGUCCAUUGUACGGUCAUCACCCGGUCUUGAGGAAGUGUGGCCUGCCAAUUCAGAGCAAUCAGACCCCCUGCUUUUCUUCCAGUCCUCCAGGGUUGACCUGCCAUACUGGAGUCCUGAAUCAGUAGAAAUGGAUGAGAUCAUGGCUGCGAUGGUCCUCACCAGUCUGUCCUGUAAUCCAGUGAUCCAGAGCCCUACACAGAGAGAUCCCUUACCACAUGGCCCACUGGAUAUGGAGUGUGGUGGAGGGGAACUGUCAGACAGUGGCAGCAGCGGCUACUGGAGCUGGGAGCAUGGAAGUGUCAGUCCUGCUCCUUCACCAUCCAUCACUGAGACAGACAGAAACAUGGGACAGCUGGCAGAUGAAAGGCUGCACAUGGAGCUGGAGCUGGAGACCAGGCGGUGCAAGAUUUUGAGCAGGGGAGCAUAUAGGUGUUUGUGGCCAGGCUGCGGCAAAGUGCUGACAUCAUGCUUUGGGAUGAAACGUCACAUUCGCAUUCUCCAUCUGGGUGGACCAGAACAAUCUCAUAGAGAAGAAGAUUUUUAUUAUACUGAGGUCUCUUCAGAGGAAGAGGAACCGACACCUCCAUCUCCUUCUCUGUCAUUCAACAGUGGACCCUGGUCCUCAUGCAGCUCCACCUCCAGCCAGCCCACUUCCCAAGAGGCUCCGCCCUCUUCCAGCGCCCUCAGCCAGUCCGCCCCGAGCAGCGCGUGGCAGAUACACACGGAGCAUCUCUACCAGGCUUGUGCACCCAUUGAGGUGACUGUAUCCCUAGACUCUCCUUCUUCCUGUCACUGGACUUCAGCUGGACUCCAGCUGAGAUCUCAGAUCAGCAUGUCACGUAGCCGUUCUGUCAGCGUGGGUGAGCAGUGGCUACAGCGGAGCAACGUUCCCAGAUCACACACCGUGAGUGCAUCGCCAUCCAGAGGCCACUGCUCCACCCGGAAAGGUCGAAGCGAGGCCAAAAAGUGCCGCAAGGUGUACGGUGUGGAGCGCAGGGAUCAGUGGUGCACCGCUUGUCGCUGGAAGAAAGCCUGUCAGCGCUUCCCUGACGAAAGAAAAUAAGACUUUUUCAAGCGAGCUUUGAAUAAUUUGACAAAUCUCAGUCUUUCCUUCCUUUCACUGGACUACUCCUGGCACUCUGGAGGACUGAGAAUCCCUCUUUUUACCUUUUGUACCUGUUUUCCAAAAGGAGUCGAAGCAUAUUUUUCAUGAUCUCUUUCUGUGACGUGAGCUCUGGUGAUAGCUGUUGAGACUGUCUGAUGUGGUACGGUUCUGAUCCCUCUGACUUUCUUCUCAACCUAUAAAGCAAAAUUUGUACACUUUUUUUGGUAUAUAGUGAACAUCUGAACAUUUGUCUCGUUGUUUUUUUUCUCUUGCUUCUUUUUUUUUUUUUUUUGGACACACCCUGAAAAGUGUCCCAACAAAAAUGUUGUUCGUUGUGUUUCUACGUAUUAGGGUUUUUUUUUGUUUGUUUGUUUUUUAAGCGUCUUUAGCUUUUUGCGUUUGGCUCCUGCCCAUGUGACAGCACUUCCUAAUGAAGUUAAAAUGCCACACAUGAAGCUGUAGUAGCUGUGGGUUAAUGGUAUAUAUAAGCAGUGAGCAGCUAUAACUUAUGAUUGAUUACCAAAGUGCUAGUGCAAAUCCUUUGCCAUCAUGUGCACCAGUAUUAAGAUUUUUCUU
Neoarius graeffei (lesser salmon catfish) is the source of this 2266-nucleotide messenger RNA. It is a transcript of the gene znf395b, whose product is annotated as zinc finger protein 395b. Bases 464 to 1648 code for a protein of 394 amino acids. Lineage: Eukaryota; Metazoa; Chordata; Actinopteri; Siluriformes; Ariidae. The transcript is spliced from 10 exons. Gene Ontology annotation, biological process: regulation of transcription by RNA polymerase II. The record is from RefSeq and is a predicted model, not a curated record. Gene Ontology annotation, molecular function: DNA-binding transcription factor activity; RNA polymerase II cis-regulatory region sequence-specific DNA binding. Gene Ontology annotation, cellular component: nucleus.